Aspergillus aculeatinus CBS 121060 is the source of this 924-nucleotide messenger RNA. RefSeq names its product acylglycerol lipase. The transcript has 2 exons. The record is from RefSeq and is a predicted model, not a curated record. Gene Ontology annotation, molecular function: lipase activity. Lineage: Eukaryota; Fungi; Ascomycota; Eurotiomycetes; Eurotiales; Aspergillaceae. Gene Ontology annotation, cellular component: membrane. The annotation marks the transcript as partial.
AUGAGCGACGUCACCAUCACAGAGGGGACCUUUCGUCUGCCGGAUGGAGUGGAGGUCUACCAAAAGACCUGGUCGGUGAAACAGCUGACUCAUCAACAGCCCACCACCCCUCCCCUCGCCAAAAUCGUCCACUUCCAUGGCUUCAGCGACCACAUCAACAACUACUUCGACCUCUUCCCCGCCCUGGCGCGACACGGCAUCCUCUGCGCGGGCAUCGACCAACGGGGCUGGGGCCGAUCGGUGCACCGCAAAGCCGACCGCGGCAACACGGGGCCGACCCCGGCCAUUCUCGCCGACAUGGCCGCCUUCAUCACAGCCCAACAGCAGGUCGCCCCGACCGACAUCCCCGUCUUCAUCAGCGGCCAUUCCAUGGGGGGCGGGCUCGUGGCGACGUUCGCGUCUACCCCGCAGUACCAACCGCUGGUGGCCUCGCUGCGGGGGAUCAUGCUCGAGGCGCCGUACAUCGGCCUGACGCCGGAGCAGACGCCCAGCUCCCUCCUCGUCUUCGCGGGCCGGCUGGCCGGCCGUCUGCUCCCCCACUUCCAGCUCACGCAGCAGAUGGUGAUCGAGAAUCUGGUGCGCGACCCGGCCGUGCAGGCGCAGGUCAAGAACGACCCGCUCAACCACCUGACGGGCACGCUGGAGAUGUUCGCCAACAUGCUCGAUCGCGCCGCCGCCCUCACCGCGGGCAAGCUGGUCCUGUCCCCGGGCGUGCAGUCGGUGCUGGUCGUCCACGGCACGGGCGAUCAGUGCACCAGCCACGACCUCAGCAAGCGCUGGUUCGAUCAGCAGACCUCGCGGGUGCCGUCGACGCAGAAGAAGUUUGUCUCCUACGACGGCUGGAGCCAUAUCCUGCAUGCGGAUCUUCCGGAGAACCGACCGGUGUAUGCGGAUGAUCUGGCGGGGUGGGUGCUGGAGCGCGCC